AUGACACCGCGAGCGCCGCCCCCCUCCUCUGUGACUCCUCCCCCUUCCGCGAGUGACUCGCCUUCUUGGGCACGAUCGCGUGCGUUAGAGGGUCACUCACGAGCCGCGCCGGUGCAGCCGCUCUCUUCUCCUGGUGCUUUCGAGUCGUCUUCUGCAAAUUCCGGCUCUCAUGGAAGUCCCAUCGCGCCCGGCUGCCUCCACGCUCACGACAACGGCAGCCGGGGCUAUGUUCAACCUGUAGUAGCAGGUGCAGCUCCUCCUCUCUCCUCCCCCUCUUCGCCGCGAGCCGCCUCCUCUUCUCCUGACCCCCGGCGCCUGGCGGCAGGCGACAAGCAGGGGAGAGUUCUUCCUCUCAGAGGACGGUCUCCCUGCGAACGCUCGCUAGACUCCGCGCAGGCUCCUUCUUCGUCUUCACACAAUUCCGCGCCUUCAACACCCUCCCCCUCCCUCUCCGCCCCCCUUCCCUCCUCCUCUCGGCGUCCAGCGAAGCGGCGGUGCCCGCCCAUAGGUUGCCGCUGCGUGCCGGUUCCGAAGGAGCUCUCGGCGUACUGCUGUUCCUCUGAGCCUUCUUCGCUGUUGUCAUUUUGGUUUGAGCCGCGGCUCUUCUUCCGCACGUGGCCGUUCGAGGCAGCGGUGCGCGCCUCUGCCAAGUCGUCGUGUCUGCCGGUGCCUCCCUCCGUCCGCUUCAGUUUUUCCUCUUCGGUGCUCCCCAACCUCAUUCCGAUUUUCGUCUUCACCGUCUUCCCCUUCCUCUCGCUGUUGUCGCUCUACUGCCUCGUGCCGUCUUCGCACUUUUUCAUCCUCUUUCUCGCCGCGCUGCCCUUCCUCCCCCUCGUCGGCCUCGGCGUCGCCUCCUGGCUCUUCUUCACUCUCUCCUGGCUCGCUGUCAAGCUCGCCGCACCCGCCUGA
Molecule: messenger RNA, 909 nt
Organism: Besnoitia besnoiti
Lineage: Eukaryota; Apicomplexa; Conoidasida; Eucoccidiorida; Sarcocystidae
Exons: 1
Coding region: 1-909 (302 amino acids)
Source: RefSeq, a predicted model, not a curated record